Molecule: messenger RNA, 4551 nt
Organism: Serendipita indica DSM 11827
Lineage: Eukaryota; Fungi; Basidiomycota; Agaricomycetes; Sebacinales; Serendipitaceae
Source: the annotation of a GenBank genome assembly
AUGAGUGGCUACUACGCGCCUCCAACGCAGCCUGGAUACGCAAAUCUUCAUCAGACGGCGUAUGGACAGCCAAUGCAGUACGCAUCGCCGCCCAACACGGUCGAUCCAAACACGUUGCAAGCGCAAAACCCACAACAGUCGGUUUACGGGUGGAAUCAGACAACAAAUUAUCAAGCAUAUCUCCAGCAGCAGCCACCCGCCUCUCCCGUUGGACCGCCAAAUGGAUACUAUGGGAUGCAGAAUGCAAUGUCAUUGUCGACGAAUCCAGCUGCCACAGCCAAUAACCGACCAUUGCCUCUCCCGAGUCCAGGCGCACCAGCUCCCGGUCCAGCCAGCCCAGUGUACGCGUCUCCACCACAGUUUAAUCCACCAGUAAACAACCAGCAGACUGGAUACUUUCCGAAUCCCUCGCCAGCGUACCCUUAUCACCAGCAACAACCCGUUUCUCAACCUCCAGUCACCGUUCCUCCGAGCCAACCACACCAGACCGCAGAUGAGGCGAAGCGUGCGCUAUAUGAACGCGCGAGAAUGAGUGCAAUGAACACGGCACGUCGGUCUGCGACGCUUCCCACAUCGGAAUUAACGUCGGCUGAAGAAGCGAAGCGACUUCUAUAUGAAAAGGCUCAAAGGAUGACAUCACACGCGCAACAAAGAGGUGUUGGACAUCCUAUGUGGGCGGCGUCUCAAGUACAACCACAACAACAGGCUUAUGCGGCCCAUCCAAUGGGAGCAGCAAAUGUGCCACAAGGUGGAUCAUUUGAUAAUUCGACUUGGUCGCAAAGUGUGAUGCAGGGUUAUCCACCUCAGCAAGGUGUAUCUACGAUGCAGCCUACGCACCACGCACAUGCUCUCCCUCCGGCUCAGAGGUCCUACCAUCAACAGGGUCAGUACUCGGCUCAGUACGUUCCAACCGGUCACGUUGCGAGUCUGAUCAAUGGGAUUCAAAAUCAAAGCCAGAGUCCCUAUGGAUCGUAUACGCAAGCGGCGAUGCCCUCUGUAAGCCCGACGGAAGACGUUCCGCCUCCACCGCCACCAAAGAGUACUUCGCCUACCACGCGAAGCGGGACCUCUCCGUCUGGUAGCGGAAUAACAAAACGCGCACUUCCUGCCUCACCGUCGCUUCCACCUGCAAUUCCAUCACAAACCCAAGGAAGACAGCCUUCACCCUUUCAGCACCAGAGUACGCAAUCCCUGCCUACACUCUCAACAUUCGCGGUGCAAAAUGUAGGGAGCUCAGGAACGCCGAGUCCUGCUACACCAAUCGGAAGUGCGAAUGGGAGCACGAGUCCAACCAAACGCUCUCUACCUGCGGCACCGGGAGCUGGCGGUAUCACUAUUGCACCUGGUACAUCCUUUUCGCCGCCUCCGGUGAACAGAGGAUCAACAUUGCCGUCUUUGAUGCAAAGCUCUUCAUUCCAGCUACCAGCUUCGCCUACGGCGAGUCACCCACCUUCCUCGUCUCCUAAUCAAACCACACCGACUUCAAACUCCUUCCCUGCGAAUGUCAACGUCAACUCGAGCUCAUCAUCGCAAUUACCCAGCACAAAUGCAACGGAUAAUCGCGCAUCUACACCCUCUCAGGAGGUUCCUACUUCUGCUCCAUCGUCUUAUGCGUCCGCACGCUCGACCUUUUCAUUUGCGGGACCGACGAAUCCGCCGUACUCAGCGCCGUCAAGUAGCCCACCGCCUACAGGAGCUCCGAGGAGUACAAUCUCAGAAGGCGGAGCGAUGGCGAGGAACGAUACUGGCGGGAGUGCGAGUGGUAGUGAGGAUAAGCGACCUCUGUGGAAGCGGAUGGCCGCUGCUGCUGGUGGAGCAGGUCCGAUUGGAUCCAGACCGAAGAGUGUAUUUGGGCAGCAUCGGGUCAGUGCGAGUUUCAGCGGAGAGCCGUCAAAUAGUGCGCCUGCAGAGAAAGCGGAAAAGGUUGAUGUAAAAAAGGGAGAGGAUGGGGAGGGGAAGACUACCACUACUGAAGAGAAGCAGACGAAUGGCGGUCGAGUGGAAGCGUCGAGUCAGGGUCCGGCAUCAACACCUCCGUCAACUGUAAGGUCACCACCUCCAACAGCACCCUCUGCAGCACCCCUCUCGUCACUCCCAUCGACGAGUCCCUCAUCGAUGCAACCAUCCUCAAGCACUGUUCCAGUGAUGCCGCCGUCAAGUGCACCUAGCGCGACUACUGCGCCCAGAAGACCACCUCUCCCAGUGAAUCCGUCCGGAUCCAAUAUCCCUCUCAAUCUCCAUGGAGCUUCCGCUUCCCAGAUCCCCCAAAUAUCCCAGGUGGCGAAAGCGAGACCUGUUCCUACGCCUCCGACGACGGGUGUAGUGCCAGGCCAUCCCGUGGUUCCAUCUCAGCCAUCUCCCUCUGCGCAUAGUGUAUCCACGGCUUCUAUCUCUGCGCCACCACCUUCUGUACCAGCAACUCAACAGCCGCAACAGAUUCGGUAUAUUCAAACGCAACCAAAAGGACCUGACGCCAAGCCAGCGCCUGCCCCGACUCCCGCGUCUAAUCAGGCCAGGACACCAGCGUCGACCUCGAAUCAUUCCAGAACACAGAGCGUACCCGCGACUGCUCCAACUCCACCAUCGCGGCCACAAACGACACCUCUUCCGGUCUCUAUUCCCGAGAGAAACGAGGCUUCGAGUUCCCAGAGCAAGACUCCAAUCGAUGCGAAUCCACCAAAGCCACGCGUACUCCAAAAGAAGCGACCAGAGGAAAAGACCAAACAGCAGCCACACUCGAGCUUUACGACACCGCGAUAUCAAGUUCCGUUGAAGCCUGCUGCAGACGAGAUGCCGACUAGACCUGCCGCAACUACGAGUGCUAGCCCUGCGCCCCCGAAAAGACCAGCGAGUGCAGGUAGCGCCCGUACAACAGCCAGUGCUGGUGGUAGCGGCGAAUCACCACAAAUCUCAAUGGCACUGCGCUUUGCGAGUCAGGACUUGGUCAAGCAGGUCAAGAAGGAUAAAGACUGGGCCAAAUGGGCGCUCGUAACUGGUCAUCAAGUGGCAACAAACCCCGUGCCAAUCGAUGGCAUCGAGAGAACGGAGAGUGGAAGGAAGAAAAGGAGGAGCAUGUCUACGGGCGCGGUGGAACGGGUUGAUUUGGACGAUGAACCACCCAGGCCGAAGAGCGUGGUCAUUGGAGGGGAUCGAAAAGCAGCGGUCGAGCAAGCUCCCCCUGCAAUAUAUACAGGCCAUGAACGGGAUCGCUCACAAGACGUCCCACUUCCGCAGCAGCCUAUCAAGAGUGUUCACGCUUCAUCCGCCAUGGACGGCGCUGUCCUCGUCAACACGCCAAACGGUAUGCGGAGAGGCGGAGCACGACCUAUGCCUUCUUCUCGACCGACAUCCUGGCAUAAUUCUCGCGUAAGAUCAGGAUCACUUGACGAUGGUGUGAAUACCGUCAAGGAUUUCCCUCAGUAUCGACCGUCGUAUACGGAUUCCGACUCGGAUGACACCAACGAUGGACAUGGUGGGAGCGCAAAUAGGACGAUCACAAUGUCUGGGCCGGCACCGCAGAUUAGUGUCACUCAUCAUGAUGCUGGAUCCGUUCCAAACGCCCGAGCAAGGUCGGGGUCGAGUCCCGUGCCGACACCUCCUGCUGUGGUGGUCCCCUCCAUCAACAUUGAUGGCGCCGACGAUGAUGAUGGUCCACCAGCGAUCACAAUCACCAUCGACGAGCCAAGCUCGCAGUCUACGCCCGCUCCCAAUGUGCCCGUGUUCUCCUUUAGCGGUCCGGACGACGAACCAAGUACUUCUUCCGCGCCCGUACAAUCUCCUGAGGGCAAAGAAAAGAAGAAGAAGAAAUUGCACAAGCGCGAGAAGAGUGUCAAGGAGGAAGAGGACGAGAGAGAGCGCCUAAGGCAGUUGGCAAGGACUCGACCGCUGCCGCCGAAGAUUAAGAAGAAUUCUAUUCGAUGCGGAAAAUGCGAUAAGAAUAUCAUGGGAAGAAUUGUGAGCGCCAUGAAUGCGCGGUGGCAUCCCGAGUGCUUUAGAUGUACUGUGUGCGAGACGUUCCUCGAGCACGUUAGUAGCUACGAGCACGAUGAUAGGCCGUACUGCCAUCUGGACUAUCACGAGCUUUUCGCUCCUCGGUGCUACCAUUGCAAAACUCCCAUCAUGGAAGAGCACUUUAUCACACUCGACGACGAGGCGCUCGGCAAACGCACCUAUCAUGAACAACACUUUUUCUGCGCAGAGUGUGGAGAUCCGUUCCUUGCACCGAAGCAACAGCGAAGGACAAAGAUGCUCGAGAACGGAACGAUUCAAAUCUUGGAUCAGGAAGAUGACGUUGGAUUCACGGUGUACAAGGGUCACGCUUAUUGUGAGGCUUGCCACGUCCGACUUCGUAUGCCGAAAUGCAAGCGCUGCAAGAAGAGUAUCCGCCCUGGUGACCAAGCCAUUGAGGCGAUGGGUGGAAAAUGGUGUUGGAGCUGUUUCACUUGCGAGCGCUGUCGCAAACCCUUUGAAGAUCCGCAGUUUUAUGAACACGAGAAAAAACCAUAUUGCCAUCAAUGCUAUGGAAUCAUUCUUGUCAACCAAUUCGACUAA